Neurospora crassa OR74A is the source of this 1434-nucleotide messenger RNA. RefSeq lists its product as hypothetical. The record is from RefSeq and is a predicted model, not a curated record. The transcript is spliced from 2 exons. NCBI's taxonomy places the organism in Eukaryota, Fungi, Ascomycota, Sordariomycetes, Sordariales, Sordariaceae. The coding region runs from base 559 to 1101 and encodes 180 amino acids.
GGGAAAGUCCCCAUUUGUUAGGGAUUCGAACAUCGUUCGAUCCCUAUCUGCAGCAGCAGCAGCAACUCGACUCUUCUCCAUGCUUCUCCUUGAUUGAUUGAUGCCAAGCGGGCGGUUCCCCACAAGCCGGUGGAUGCUGAACGUCCCUCCUUGUCUACAGGGUCGUCUACAGACCACCAAAAGCAACACAAGCCACGACAGGGCAAUACGAGCCGGCAGACGGUGGCGGUGACUUUUGAACGUCAACUGGCUAGCAAACGAGUAACGUAACAGCCAGCAGGUACGGUUACAACGGCAUCGAAGGAGGAUCCGGCGGAUACCGUGAUGAUCACCAUCAGUAGCCCAGGUCGACUGGGACUCCAGCCCGUAAUCCAACGUCUGUUCGUAUGGACCUGUUCACAAGAUCUUGGAGUAUAAGAUCCCGAGAAUCUCUCUCUGUCUUACCUCUCAAUCAUCUCAUCCAGCAUCACAAUCAACAAUCCAACACUUCAAUCUAAACCUUAAUCUCUAAUCACCACCAACCAACCAACCAACCAACCCCCACCAAACUCAUUCAAAAUGGUCAACUUCACCCGCGCCGCUGCUGCCCUGGCCCUCGCUGCCACCGCCACCGCUGCUCCCACCAACGGCACCACCAGCCUCACCUGGGAUGUCAAGGACUUUGAGUUCAAGGCUGAAUACCAGUUCACCACCCCUGCCCACCAGAACAGCUACGGCCAUGUCAACUUCUCCUUGACCUCCGAGAAGACCGGCGCCGUCUACAGCUGCGGCGCCCAGUCCAGCCAGAUCCCCGACUUCUUCUACGACUUCAACGACUUCUACCCCUGCUCUGCUCCCUAUGGCGCUGUUGAGGGCACCGAGAGCUGGGCCAGCUUCAAGUACAACCGUGAGGAUGGCAAGGUUACCAUUCGCGAGACCCUUUACCACCCUGAGAACAAGUCUAUCACCGCUACUGGCUCUACCAUCGUCAAGACCACCUGCACCGACGAGUCCACUGGCCCCAACCCCAACUGGACCAUUGGCGGUAACGAGAUCUACUCCGACCGUAAGAUUGUUUGCGACAAGGUCGACUUCACUGUCACUGGCACCGUUUCUGCUUAAGCGGGUUUCCUUCCUUGGCGCUGUCAGCCUAGCCUAGCCUAGCCUAGCCUAGAGCUAGUAACAGUUACACUCGAGCAGUAGCAUGGGGAUGAGAUGGAUGUUGGUGUGACAUAGACGAAGAAGAAAUGUUAAUGGAAGGUGUGGGGAAUGAGGAAUGAGUUGGAAGAAGUUAUAGACAAAACAGAUACAGAUAUAGAUACAGAUCCGCUGCCAUUUUUAAAAUACAAACAUAAUUGGCAAGCCAGUCUUAUUUUCAUUUACUGCUGCUGUCAUGACUUACUUGUCUUGACUACCUCUAGCUGUCAGUCAGAAAAUGUGUUUGUUUGAUUGGUG